AUGUCGCCCAGCGCACUACCCGCUCAAAAUUCCUACAGCAUCGCCUCCAUGGGGGCUGAUGGCAUCGGCCCGGAGGUCGUCGAGGCUGGUGUUGAGGUCCUCAAGGCUCUCUCCGACACCCUUGGUACAUUUGACCUCAAUUUCACCGACUAUGACUGGAGCUCUGAGACAUACAAGAAGACGGGCAAGUACAUCCCGGACGGCGGUCUUGAGCAGCUCAAGAAGCACGACGCCAUCCUCUUUGGCGCCGUCGGUGCUCCAGACGUUCCCGACCACAUCUCCCUCUGGGGUCUGCGAUUGGCAAUCUGCCAGCCCUUCCAGCAGUACGCCAACGUUCGCCCCACCCGCGUCCUCCGUGGCACCCAGUCUCCCCUCCGCAACUGUGCCGAGGGCGAUUUGGAUUGGGUCAUCAUCCGUGAGAACAGCGAAGGCGAGUAUGCCGGCCAGGGUGGCCGUUCUCACCGCGGAUUCCCUUGGGAGACUGCCACCGAGGUUUCCAUUUUCACUCGCCACGGCGUUGAGCGCCUGAUCCGCUUCGCUUUUGAGACUGCCCGCAGCCGUCCCCGCAAGCUCCUCACAUUUGUCACCAAGAGCAAUGCUCAGCGCAACGGCAUGGUUCUCUGGGACGAGGUCGUCUACGAGGUUGCCAAGGACUUCCCUGACGUCUCCCUCGACAAGAUGCUGGUUGACGCCAUGACCACGAGGAUGGUCCUCAACCCCAAGAGCUUGGACACCAUCGUCGCCACUAACCUGCACGCCGACAUUCUGUCCGACCUGGCUGCCGCUCUUGCCGGGUCCAUUGGCAUCGCCCCAACUAGCAACCUGGACCCUACCCGCACGAACCCGUCCAUGUUCGAGCCCAUCCACGGCUCCGCCUUCGACAUCACCGGCAAGGGUGUCGCCAACCCCGUCGCGACCUUCUGGACCGCCGCCGAGAUGCUCGAGUGGCUCGGCGAGAAGGAGGCCGCUACGCAGCUCAUGGAGUGCGUCGAGAACGUCACAGGCAAGGGCAUCGUCACGGCCGACCUCGGCGGCAAGGCGACGACGAAAGAGGUGACCGCCGCGGUUGUGGCUGAGAUCAAGGCUACCCUUGGGAAGGGUAAAGCUCAAUAA
Messenger RNA from Colletotrichum spaethianum, 1113 nucleotides. Its product is annotated as putative thiamine biosynthetic bifunctional enzyme. Lineage: Eukaryota; Fungi; Ascomycota; Sordariomycetes; Glomerellales; Glomerellaceae. The transcript is spliced from 3 exons. Gene Ontology annotation, molecular function: oxidoreductase activity, acting on the CH-OH group of donors, NAD or NADP as acceptor; NAD binding; magnesium ion binding. Bases 1 to 1113 code for a protein of 370 amino acids. The record is from RefSeq and is a predicted model, not a curated record.